AUGUCCCUGUUCAAUCGCAUAGCCCGAGCGGGCGUCAAGAAGGUGGCUCCAAGCAUAGUUACCUACACAAUCGUCAUCAGCUGCUGCUGCGAUGCAGGAUGCUUGAACCUCGGCUUCGCCGCAUUGGGCCAAAUCAUCAAGACGAGAUUGAGGCCACAAGCCAGGACCUUCACGCCUCUGCUCAGGACCCUCUGCGCCGAGAAGAGGACGCGUGAUGCAAUGAAUAUUGUGCUCCGACGGAUGCCUGAGCUCUGCUGCACCCCCGAUGUCUUCUCCUACAACACUCUUCUCGUUGGGCUUUGUGCUGAGAAGAAAUGUGAAGAGGCUGUCGAGCUGAUCCACAUGAUGGCUGAGGAUGGAGGUGGCUGCCGACCUGAUGUGGUGUCUUAA
Molecule: messenger RNA, 390 nt
Organism: Miscanthus lutarioriparius
Lineage: Eukaryota; Viridiplantae; Streptophyta; Magnoliopsida; Poales; Poaceae
Source: the annotation of a GenBank genome assembly